CCCGGCCCGGCCCGGCCCUGCCCGAACAUGCGCCGAGGCUCCGGCUGCCGCCGCUCCGCACACACCAUGCGAGCUGGCUGCGGCGGCCGCCGGGAGCAGCAGCCGCAGCGCCAGCCGUGCCCGAAGCCUUCCCGCCCUCCCCUCAGCCGCUGCCCGUCGCGACGCCUCCAUGGACGCCCAGCCGGCCGGCAGCGCCGGCGCCCGGUCAUCAUCAUCAGACCUCAACGUGGCUCUACGUGAAUGUAUGGCAGCUCUGGAUUUAUUUCUUAACAACAAGUUCUCGGAUGCUUUGGCUUCUCUACAAGCAAAAACUAAAGACAGCAUGUAUCAUGCCCUGACUUAUGCCACCAUACUGGAGAUGCAAGCUAUGAUGACAUUUGAUCCUCAGGACAUACUGAAUGCAGGGAACACAAUGAAGGAAGCUCAAGCCACCUGUCAAAGAUUUAGGAAGAAAUCUACUGUAGCUGAUUCUAUCAACAACCUUGUGCAUAGGCAAAGCCUUGAACACUUCACUGAAGAGGAAAUCCAUGCAGAAAUUUGUUAUGCUGAAUGUUUACUUCAGAGAGCAGCGCUCACAUUCCUCCAGGAUGAGAAUAUGGUCAGCUUCAUAAAAGGAGGCAUCAAAGUCCGCAACAGUUACCAAACCUACAGGGAGUUGGACAGUCUCAUACAGUCCCCACAUUAUGUCAAAGGAGAGAACCAUCUUCAUUUUGAGGGAGGUGUAAAACUUGGAGUUGGAGCAUUUAACCUGACAUUGUCCAUGUUUCCUGCACGGAUUCUGAGAUUACUGGAGUUUGUUGGAUUUUCUGGGAAUAAGGAACAUGGUCUGCUGCAGCUUCAAGAGGGAGCAUCAUCAUACAGCUUUAGGUCGGUGCUGUGUACCAUGCUGUUGCUUUGCUAUCAUACUUUCAUGACCUUUGUGUUAGGGACAGGAAAAGGAAAUGUUGAGGAGGCAGAAAAACUACUUAAGCCUUACUUGGCACGCUAUCCAAAGGGAGCCAUAUUCCUGUUUUUUGCAGGCAGGAUAGAAACACUAAAGGGUAAUAUUGAUGCGGCAGUCAAUAGGUACGAGGAAUGCUGUGAAGCUCAGCAGUACUGGAAGCAGUUCCAUCACAUGUGCUACUGGGAGCUGAUGUGGUGCUUCACCUACAAGCGCCAGUGGAAGAUGGCUUUUUUCUAUGCAGACCUGCUGAGCAAGGAGAACACUUGGUCCAAGGCUACUUACAUUUACAUGAAAGCUGCUUAUCUCAGUAUGUUUGGACCAGAUGACUGCAGUCCUUUUGGAGACAGCGAAGUUGAAUUAUUUAGGAUUGUUCCCAGCCUGAAACUGAAAAUUGCAGGGAAAUCUCUGCCCACAGAAAAGUUUGCAAUUCGGAAAGCACGACGGUAUCUCUCUUCAAACCCUGUUCCUUUGCCUGUCCCGCCUUUGGAAAUGAUGUAUAUCUGGAAUGGCUAUGCUGUAAUUGGAAAAUGUCCCAACUUAACAGAAGGCAUGUUAGAGACUUUAAAUGAAGCAGAAGAAGCAUUGGCAAGAAGUUCAGCAACAGAACUACUGGCAGAUGACCGGUGUGUGAUCAAGCUGUUAAAGGGAUUAUGCUUCAAGCAUUUGGGCAAGAUCUCAGAAGCAGAAGACCACUUUAAUUACAUCUAUUUAAAUGAGAAGAAGAUAAAAUAUGACCAUUAUCUAAUUCCAAAUGCCUUGCUGGAGCUGGCAAUACUGUAUCUGGACCAGGAUAGAAGAGAAGAAGCAAUAAAACUUCUGGAAAAAGCAAAACAAAACUACAAGAAUUACUCCAUGGAAACAAGGACACAUUUCAGAAUUCAAGCUGCCCUUCACCAAGCCAAAUCCGCCCCAGAAAAUGGAAUGCACUGUGGAGCCUCGGCAGUAUCGUAACUUUUUCUUCUUUGAUGUUCUGUUUGUUGCAAACUUUGGUGCAGAAAAUUACUGACACUUUAGAAUUAUUUUUCCUUCUCUUUCAAGUCAGUGAAAAACCAAAUAACUUAAAGUUUCAAACGUGAUGCAUAAAACAUUAAUCUAGUGUAAUAACAUGGCAAAAAAAUCUCUCAAACCAACCAUAACCUUGAAAAAUAUUGUUUUUCCAACAGUGUUUUUUUGACACUUACACACACCUACAUCUGUGCAAUUCAUUUUUCAAUUGUGUGCCUUUUUCUUGCAUUCACAACAUUAUGUUGUAGCUUGCUUAGUGAAAGGGGAACAUUUGAAAAGAAAACAAACAGCAAAACUUUAAGAUGUCCAGAUUUAAUCUCAGUUAGUUCUGAAUGUUUUUUUGGAUCCAUACUGCUAGCAGCUGAGAAGGAAGCAUUGCUUUUUCCCAGUGCCCACUUAGUUGGAAUGGUGGGAGAAAAUCUCACAGCAGGGAGGAGCUCUGGAUCCUGGGCACAUCUAGUUGUGCACAGAAAGCUUCUCUUUACCAGCUCCUACCAGUCACAUUUUUGCUUCUGUAAGAACCCUGCUGGUGAAAAGAAUGGUCUCCCUUAUGCAAGUACCUUGACUUUUUCUUUAGUUUGGUUUUCCUGUCAAGUCUGCUGCUUGUAGCAGCUGAAUUAAUUUGCUGAGGAUUGCAGGGGGAAAGGUGGUGAUGGCAUAAAACUGCAUCACUUCUUCUUUGACAGUGGGAGUUCUUAGGAAAUGUCUUUUGUCAGAUGAACAUGAUCUGAAGCUUAUGUCAAAUUGAAAGCACAAGUCCUCGAAGGUCAUUUAGGAAAUGGCAACACUGCAGUGGCUGGAGCAAUACAGGAGUUACUGUGACAGUGCAGCCCUUCCUGCAGUGACUGCUCUUAGGAUUCCCAAGCUGCGAUGUCCCUGUUGCACAAGGCUGAUGUUCCCUGUGGGAGGAAGCUGGGGCUGGAGCAGGCUCCCUCAGCACAAAGGACAGCCCUUUAUCCUUCUGCUCUUUAUGGAUCUUUUGGGAAAUUUUCUGUGUAAGGGGCUUUGAGAAUAGAGCAGUGAGCUGGGUCUGCUUUCCAAUGCUGCCAUGGAGUUCCUGCUUUGCUGGAAAACUGGUGAAGUGAGUGGUGCCACAGCUUUGCCUUGUGUUUGCUGUUCUCCAGCCUAGCUCCAUGUCUGUAUGCCUCUGGGGUUUUGGGACACACUUCUACCUCCCUUUUGAAAGAGCUUCUUCCCCAUUACCCAUUCUGAUGGGUGGAGAUGGGAGGUCUUCUGACAGCCCUUUUUCUCCAAUGGAGACGUUUGUCAGGAGGAUUCAUAUCUAUGUACCUCACAGUGCAUAUCCUUUCUAAAGUGAUUGUUCCCAGCAGAAGAGAAAAUUGACAGUUUAUAGCUCUGCAUUUGCCUCCUCAAAGGAAAUAAAAUUGUUUUAUAACUGUAGAUUAAUAUGCAAGGAGACAGAACCACCAGUUGCUCAACACGAGGAACUUGCAUUGUCUUAAAAAUAGAUGCCCUUUAUAAAAGUCUUUGCAAGUUAAAAAUCACAGAAAAAAGAAUGCAUUUUUUAAAGUAACUUUCUCAGAUAAAUUAAGUUCUGAUAAAUUUCUUGAUUCAGAUAAAAUUCAGUAUAAACAGUUAUGCUAUUUACAUGCUGCACAUUAAAACUUCAGUGUAAAAAUUCAGUCAUUCUUUGUAUAGAAUAAAAAAAAUUUCUUGUUCUACUUCAUGCAUAUAACGCCUCUUCUUCCAGUUGUGUCCUUUUCAAAUAUUUUGGCAGCCUUAGCAUCUUUUAAACAGUAAUUCUAUGUGAAAAUUAGCAUAUAUUGUACUUUGCAGAAAGUGAACAAUCCUGAGUAUAGAUUCAUUUCUCAUCUUUGAAAUUUCACUCACAACUUGGUUUUGCUUGAUCUUACAUCACAAAAGGAUGUACUAUGUGAUACUCAGACAGCUUCCCUGAUGCUUUGCAGCAAUGAUAAUCCUAACAUUUUCCUAAGGUUUUCAUAACCUUCCUAAGAUUUUCAGAGUCAUCUUUACUCAAACACCAGCACCAGUCACACUGUGGGCCUGAUCUCCACCUUCAGCUGAGUGCUUUGCAGUUCACUGUGGUAUUUCACUCUGACCCCUUGGCUCCCAAGCCAUAGCAAAUAAUCACCUUCCUGGUACAAUGAGGAUUUAUGGUCUGUAAUAAUAUGGAUUCACUUGAGGAGAAGAUGAGUGGAAGGUCUGAUACAUUGUCAUUGUGUAAGUUUUUUGAUGUGUUACAUUUGCAAUUGCCCAACAUCACUCUGCUCAUCAGUUCCUUCAUUUUGGUGCUCCUCUGUGGCAGGGAUCCAAACUCCUUGGGGUCAGGCUGGGAUGGAAGGUUGAUGCUGGGCUGGUUUUUCCAUUGCUCCUCCAGCAGUGCUGAGUGGUGCCCGGAGCAGCUCUGCAGGAGAGUAAAUUGCUUCAUCAGUCUGGAGUCCCAAAUGCAGUGAAUCAGGGGAAGCACAAAGGUGUGAGUUCUCCCCUCAGGGUGCUCAGCAGAAAAUAGCAGAUACUGUCAUUGAAUUGCACAUCAGAGACUGAAGCAUAGCCCAAGAUUCAGGAAAUGGAAGUAUGACUGCAGAAGGAUAUAUCCACACCUCAACUGCAGAAGGAGCAGUUCCUUCUGCAUUCAAACACUGAAAUGUCUGAGCAAUGCUUGAGAAACCCACUCUGUGCACCAGCCUUAGCCAGCAAUGCUGCAAUCAGCUCUUCCCCACCCUCAGACAGAAGAAAAGUUUUCUGCACUUGGUAUGACCUUUAUCAUAAACCUCACAAACUUCAUUUCUUCUUCGAUGUAUUUUUUUUUUUUUAACUAGGAAAUGUUUUCCUGCCAGUAACCACGGAGAGGUAGAAACUCCUACUCAGUUUCCUGGAUGUCUGCAGCAGCAGCUGUGGUGCCCCAUGGGACAAUGCUGUCACCUGAAAGUGGUGCUGGCAGGAAGGGCAAGGCAGUAAAAGGGGCAUCCCUUUUAUCAUGAGCUCUGUGAUGUGGAAUCCCUGUGUGAAAGGUCUCUCAGUGAACUGGGGGAGGAGAGGGCUGAAGAGCCAGCAGCUCCUGCUGAGCUCUGGUCAGGUGCAACUGCAUCAGCCCCCAGCUCCUGUGAGUAACAUGAGAUGAGAUGCAAACUGUUGGGUGAAGGAUGCUGGAGCUGGACCUGGGCACAGCUUUUCUGGGUGGUUAGAAGAGAAUUUGAUGAUGUCACAGCCAUGCUACUGUGAUCUGGAAACACACAAUUAAGAUUGCUCAACUCUACCUGUGUCAUAGGAGCCUGCUUUGCUUACUGACUGGCUGUUCAGUUGCCAGCUGACACGUGCCAUCAGGGAUGGGUGGUUUAGGGACUGUCCCCUUCUGACUGUGCCUGCCCUUGGGCUGUUUACUCCUCAAAGCUUGGCUUAGGAAACAGCAUUUUAUGAAAUACAGCAGCAUAGAACAGGAUCAUAUCAAACAUUUCCUCCCAUUUCACACUGGUUUUGGCAUUAAAUUCUGUAUUGAGUGCUUUAAUAUUUUUAGUUAUCUGUGGCUUGGGUCCAAGACUAAAAGCUCACAGGCUGACAGCUUGUGUUCCUCUGGCCCAACAAAGGCACCAAGUAAUGUUUCUCCACGUGAGACAAGGCUUUCCUACAGGUCAGUCCCAGAAUGCAAAAAGCACUCCCAGGAGUUUAAAUAGAAUACUCAGCCUCCAGUUCCACUUGCAAGAUGCAUUUCUUUGCCUUCUCAAGCAUAAAAACAAAGCAAAUGUGUAUGAAAUGACCGAAACAACGCAUUCAACACUGUUCCCCCUCUGGGAGGAAGGGGAGAAGAUAAAGAGGUGAGUCAUGUUGUUUACUGCUCUACAGGAAAAUGGGUAAUGGUUGGCAACAUCACUGAUGAAUGAGAUUGGGCAACCUGAACAGACUAGAAAAAAACUUGCUUCUUUUCUCAUUAUGUUCUGCAAAUACAUUUUGGUGGCAGGUGAUGUGCAAAGCGUGUACCAGCAAGUGUUUUAAUUGAAUGAUUUGUCAUCAUAGAAUAUUUUUUAAAGAUGCUAUCUAGGCUUGCUUCAGGUGUUUAAAAAAAAAUCCAAAUACUUGCUUUUAAGGACAUGCCCAGUCAAUCCCUGUCUCCAAGAUUUAUGAAUAGCAACAGAGCUAAUAAAUACCUGCAUUGCACUGUGGUAAGGUUCUGCAUAGUGUUUGCUCAAAUUCAGUCAUGACACUGUAGGACUGGGCUUUACUCCAUUAUUUUCUGUGUUUUUUUUAAACCUCUGGACCUACUUAUUUUCAUUGCUGACUAAGCAUAGGCAAAAUGUUUAUUUAGAAUUAUGCAUUGCAGGGAAAUCUACUUGCUUUCUCUCUCCUUGGCUGUUUUACAGGAAGAAUACAAAACAGAUCAGUCAUAACCCCCUGCAUGCUUUUUAUGGGUUGAUUCAAUUUUUAAAAAGGCAAAGAAAAGUUCAUCUUGUGCUAGCAAAGUGCAGGAACAGCAGUUUCAGGCCUGUGGCCUAAAAGUAUUGAUGUGGUGGAAAGAGAAGAUAGGCAGAAGCUGCAAUACUCUGGAUGGUUCUCCUCUUGCUAUUCCUUUCAUCCCGCAGCGCACAGGGUGUGAAGGUAAGAACAGCAUCCUUGGUGCUGGAGCUGUGUGGGAUGUUUGUGUGCAGUGCUGGAGCCUGGAGCCGUGCUUGGUGUCAGCUGUGUCACAGGGGCAGUCCCAGGAGGAGCUGGUGCUUGGGAAUGCUUUCCCUGAUGUUCUGGGGAAGGUGCCCAUGUGAGAUGCCUGCAGCUGCCUCUGCUCUGCAGAUGUGGAACAGGAACUGUAUCUCAGUAGAGUUCAGUAACUCAUUCUGGGGAGUGAAGCAAGGCUGUUAACUCCAGAGGAUCCUAGAAUUACAUAGCUCAUGUUCAGUGUCAUCUUCGUCUGGGUACAGUACCCAGCACUGCUCUCACCACCACUAGGUUGUGCAGCUGCAGAGGUUUUUAGAUGCAAAGGUCAGGGCCAGUUACAGUUUUGAUAUUUCAGUCACAGAUACAAUAUCAGGUUGGAAGGGACCUCAAGGAUCAUCUGGCCCAACCUUUCUUGCCAAAAGCAGAUGCUAGGCAAGGUGGCAUCCUGUCCAGCUGAAUCUUAGAAGUAUCCAAUGUUGAGAGAUCUAACAUUGUCUGGGAGAUUAUUCCAAUGACUGAUGCAAUUGUGGAAAAUGUGGUUUGUCUUUCAUUCUUAGGGCUUGUGGAUACUGAAGUCAGGUUUCCGUUCUGUGAUGCUGGCUGGGCUCAUCACUGAUGCAAAUAUAUGUUGGUAUUUCUAAGGAACAGCAGGAAUUCCAUGCACAGUGUCUUUGCUACAGCUCUGUUGUCUGAUUUGUCACACACACACAUACAUAAAGAAAAGCAUAUAUAAAUAUACAUAAAACAUCAAUGUAUGUAUGUAUACUCACACACAGUGGUAACAGGUUCUGGAGCCAAAGCUUUUUGAAAAGUUACCAGAACUGCUUGAACUAUUUAUUAAAUAGUUCAAGGACUUAAAAAAGGCAAGGUACUUUAAGACAGCUUUGGUGAUGGCUGAGGAAAAUGCAGAGGUUAAGGGCUUUUACUAAUGGCUUGCAGCAGGAUCACACUGCAGGACUGCACAGUUUGCAGCCUUCUAGAAGACGAAAUCCCAAGUCAAACCGGCAGUCUAGCAAGAGCCCUUCAGUGGUGUAACCUCACAAAAAUGCAGUUUUAUGCUCUAGAUUUGAAGGGCAUCAGUUUUCAGUCUGGACUAGCAGAGCUCUGCCUCAGUGGGAUAGGGCCUGGGAUGGCUCUGUCCUGCUCAGAAAAAAAUCUGGGAGUGAUUCAUCCUUUUCCCCCUUGAAUUCUUGUCUUGACUGCCUUCCUCAAUCUGCUUCCCCAGCAUGAAUCCUGGAUUAUACAGGCAGCUCCUGAUAAUGUGGCAGAAGUGUGGGCAAGAGGCUGAAAAGGUGAGGUUUGUCUGUCAUGGUGCAGUGAGAGCCCUGGCAAAAGGGCAGCCAGGGAGGGGAGUGAGGCUGAGAGAGUGCUCAGUGCGGGCAGCCAGCGAUGAAUCCAACAUUUACUGCUGUGUGCAGAGCUCUUGAAAUGCCUUCUUGCAAAGAAAGACAAAUGUUUCAUAAGGGUUGGUGCUGCAAAGAGCAGGUUUAUUAAGUUUCUGCUGCUUGUUUUCCAGCUGGGAGGACAGAGGAGGGCUGGGGGCUCUCUGUGCACGCUCUGUGGCUGGGCCCCUCUUGCUGAGUAAGCAAAUACCUCGGGCUGUGGGAACACAGAAAGGGCUCUGCACAAAGAAUUUCUUCAUUAUAAACUCCUCUCUGCAGCUUUUACUUAGCAAAGUGUCAGAGCAGAGUGGAUGUUGUAAUGAAUCAGUUGCUAGCGUGAAAAUACGGUUAUUUCUUCUGCUUAAAUCAAAAAGAUGCUUUAGCAGAGUGCAUUUAGACUGUUCUCUUUAUCACAAAGCAUUAACUUUGCAUUUCAUACCAAGAAUUCCAAAGCCCCAAACUCUUAUCCCAGAACAGGUUUAAAUGCAAGACAAUCUGCAAAGGAUGGUUAGCAUAAAUUAUAUUCUUCAAAGUUAAAUGCUAUAUAAAAGGAAAAGUUAAUCCUUGAAGCUGAUUUUUAUUCUGGGUAUUAAGUCAAGAAGGGUACUUCUGAACAGAUUUUAUUCAUGUGUUUUAUAGGCUGUCAACUAGAAUGUAUGUUUUUAAUAAAAAUGUGGUAUCUGUAACAAACUGUGUUUGCAGUCAGCCAGCAUCCACAUUUUUUCCUGAGUCCUUUUAAUCCAGGCUUUAACUGCUGAGAGACCCUGUAUGUUUCGUUUCAGCCAUCUUGUUAUUUAUUUCACUGACAGUCUGACUCAAAAGAAUUUUCAUCUUUACCACGAUUGCACAAGGACAGGAAAUGUUGAAGUCCUGAAACUGUGGCAACUGAAGUAAAUUCAGGUAUUUCAUAAUCCCUCAGCCCAGAAAUGUACCCUUCUGUCAGGGAAGACUGCCAGCCUUCCAAACACAGAACUACUUUCAGCCCUGGGAAGCUGCAAGACCUAAGAGCUUUUAAAUAUGUGGCUCGUGUUCCUUAGAAAGAAAUGCUCUGGGCUGGGUUUGUUUAUAUAUGAUUCUCCCCCAGAUUUACAUAAUGAACUGACAACAAGUAAUAAAGAUUACCAUCCUUAGAUGUAAAAUUAUUGAAGUGGUAAUUCUUGCAGUAUGCAAGAAUUUUUAAGCAUGAAGGUCUGUACAAAACUGAAUAUUCCUUACUUGUCAUUACAUCUCUGGCUUCAGGUUUGUGGGAGUUUCUUUCUCAUGCAGGAGAAAAAACCCAUUUCCUGCUCUAAUCUGCAAGUGGACCCCAGGCACAUCCUUGCUGUGCCUCCUUUGUGCAGGUGUGCUCCCUCCCAGUGCAGGGACAGCAGGGAUGUGGGGCAUGUGGGUUUGACACCCCUGUCCCUUGUGCUGCUGGAAUGGAGCCUGCUGAGCCCUCAGCCCCGCUGGGUCUGUGCCAGGGCUGCUGUGCCACUGCCAGCUCCAAGUUACAAGUGCCAUCACUGCUCUCAGUGUUUCCAUCACACUGCACAGGCCCCAUGAAAAUGCUCCAAAGCACCAGCUCUUGAGGGCUGUCGAGCACCGCCAAACUCAGCUCCUUGCACACAGUGGCUGGAAGAGGCUUUUUUGUUUGUUUUUUCCUUCAAACUGCUUUGCAGACAUUUUUCUAUGGGCCUGCCCACCCUGGCAUAAGAAGGACUUUGGGUGAGCAGGUCCAGGUGAGUCAGAGCCAAUUCCCUCCCCUCACUCAGCUGCAGGAGACUCCAGCUGGGAACAGCCUUAAUGUGUUUGAAGUGCAAGUAAUUGUUAGACACUUCUAGGACAAGAGGUAAAUGUAUCUUCAUCUUAGAGAUGGUAGAAAUAAGACACAGAUCUGGGUCCACAACUAGCUAAAAUUCAGGUUAUACGUUUUUUUUGCAUUAAAUUUAAAUCAAUUCUUCUUUGCAUUUGAAUUAGAAAUCACCCAGAACAGUAUUGUACCUAAAAACUUGAAAAAUAAUUUGAUUUAUUUGUUAUAUUUACACAUUUGUCUUUAAGCUAAAAUUUGAACUUUUUUCUAAUGGUCUUGUGUCAUCAGCUCCAGUUUUAGCCCUUCACAUCUUUUUGCUAUUUAGUAAGUAUUUUAAUAGAAGUAAUUUCUUCUCUUAGCCCAGUCAGUAUCAGUGUUAAAAGUUCAGCUGCUCAGGUGUCAGCUGCCAAGGAAAGCAUUCAGCUUAGUAACCCAUCACUUCCUACUUCUUUUAAAUCUUUCUUAAUGAGGUUUUGUAAUAAAUAAAGAUUAAUACCACCAUGACAACACUGUUUUUUUCAAAUUGUUCAUUUGCCAGUUUUAACAAGAUAAAGAAAUGAAUACUUAAUGUGGACAUUGUUUUACCAAAAAAAAAAAAAAAAAAAAAAACCCCAACCCC
Taeniopygia guttata (zebra finch) is the source of this 10364-nucleotide messenger RNA. It is a transcript of the gene TTC39A, whose product is annotated as tetratricopeptide repeat domain 39A. The record is from RefSeq and is a predicted model, not a curated record. NCBI's taxonomy places the organism in Eukaryota, Metazoa, Chordata, Aves, Passeriformes, Estrildidae. Gene Ontology annotation, molecular function: protein binding.